AUGGUCGGACCCCCAACGAAGCGCCAGAAGCGUGGCGAAGUGCCAGAGGGAAAACUGCCACAAAAGAAAUUCUUCCGCCAAAGAGCCCACGCAAACCCCUUCUCCGACCACAACCUGACUUAUCCUGAAUCACCCGCCGCUUUCGACUGGGCAGAGUUAUACCCGGCAUACGCAGUUCAAGAUGACAAGGAGAUGCAAGAUGCGUCGUCUGCACAGGAAAAGAGCGUGGGAAAGAUAUCAAAACAGGUCGAGGUAGCAGAUAUUGGAUGUGGCUUUGGAGGCUUGUUGUUCGCAUUGGCUCCCAAAAUGCCAGACACACUACUACUGGGCAUGGAGAUCCGCUCUGCAGUUACAGAAUACGUCCAGACAAAGGCCAAGGCACUACGAUCGCAGCAUACCGAGACUCAGGCCUUCCAAAAUGUCGCCUGCUUGCGCGCCAACACGAUGAAGUUCCUGCCCAAUUUCUUCACCAAAGGACAACUCAACAAGAUCUUCCUGUGCUUUCCCGAUCCGCAUUUCAAGGCUCGCAAACACAAGGCUAGAAUCGUAAGCACAACGCUAAACUCAGAGUAUGCAUACGUCCUAAGACCAGGCGGCAUCGUCUACACCAUUACCGAUGUCGAGGACUUGCACAACUGGAUGGUCGAGCAUCUAGACGCCCAUCCAUCCUUCGAGCGUGUCUCUGAGGCUGAGCAAGAAGCCGACGAAUGUGUGGCUGUCAUGCGUCAAGAGACUGAAGAAGGCAAGAAGGUGACGAGGAAUAACGGCAACAAAUAUGUUGCGCUUUUCAAGCGUCUCGAAGAUCCCGCAUGGCCUUGA
Messenger RNA from Aureobasidium melanogenum CBS 110374, 819 nucleotides. RefSeq names its product putative methyltransferase. Gene Ontology annotation, molecular function: tRNA (guanine(46)-N7)-methyltransferase activity. The record is from RefSeq and is a predicted model, not a curated record. Gene Ontology annotation, biological process: RNA (guanine-N7)-methylation; tRNA methylation. The coding region runs from base 1 to 819 and encodes 272 amino acids. The transcript is spliced from 3 exons. NCBI's taxonomy places the organism in Eukaryota, Fungi, Ascomycota, Dothideomycetes, Dothideales, Saccotheciaceae. Gene Ontology annotation, cellular component: tRNA methyltransferase complex.